Pleurotus ostreatus (oyster mushroom) is the source of this 885-nucleotide messenger RNA. RefSeq lists its product as uncharacterized. The transcript has a single exon. Bases 1 to 885 code for a protein of 294 amino acids. The record is from RefSeq and is a predicted model, not a curated record. NCBI's taxonomy places the organism in Eukaryota, Fungi, Basidiomycota, Agaricomycetes, Agaricales, Pleurotaceae.
AUGUCUGGAAACCCUUCUGGAAACCCUUCUGUCCCCCCGACCCUCCGUCUCUGUCCUCCCACCCCUCCCAACUACUCUAGAGCUCCCUCACCGACUGCUUCAGUCAGAGCCAUGUACGCCCGGUCUCGUCCCACCUCUGAGGACUUCUCUACCGACGGACAAUCUUCCGAUCCCAUGGACGGGUUCAACAGUAUCGAAGCUGCUUUGGCGACUCUCGCAACUCUUGCAAAGACCCCUCCCUCUGUGCCACUUGUCUCCUUCGAGGCCCUCCAGGAGCAAUACACGGAGAAGAAGGACACUCCUCGCACCCAAGCUAGUGCCCCACCCCUCGUUACUCGCGACCCCAAGCGCAACCCCAAGUCCCGGGUCGUACGUGUUGCCGAGUCGGCGAAAAUUGAAAGGCCCCAGAAGCCUGUGACGACACUUCCGAACCCCUCGGUCGUUUCCUUGAAACAUUUCCGCUCCCGGAGCUGGUCUGUUAAGCGAUUCAGCAGCUUGCUAAACCGAAAGGGGAAUGAAGGUCAAGCUACCGAGGGUACUGACGCCAACACUCCGCAGGAGAAGACCAACGGUCGCAAAUUGAGCAUCUCCAAGAAGCUGAAUUUCAAGCCCCUUCGCCGCGUACUCAAUCCGAGAGGCAUCGAGAACGUCGCUUCGUACACUGGGGGAGGCAGGCUCCGGCGCGCUCGCUCUCUUGGAGGACUCUCUGGGCUGCGCAACAAUAACCACAGCUUGAUCCAAGGGCUAGAAGCAGAUGGGAUUGACGAGGCUACCGCAGAUGCUAUCCGUUACGUAGCCAUGAUGCACGAACGCUUCACUUUCGAAGAACCAGAUGACUUCGAAAUCCCUACUGAAACCAAGUCAGUCUUCGACCUUACGCAAUGA